AUGUCAGAAAAACAGGUGUCGGCACAGUGUGGUGAUGGUACCAAGGAGGAGUGUGACAUCGCCCUUCGUUAUUCCGUUGCAUGGGAAGUGGAUGGAAGUCCAAAGAUCACCCUGAACUCCAAGGAGAGCGAUGCUUGGAGACAGUUGGUGAAAUCUGAAGAGACCUUGGAAUCAUUGCGACCUGGCAGCCAUUUUGACCUGCUCAUCUAUUACUCAGAGGACGGUUUUCGAUGCUUCCUUGAUGAUCAAGAACAUGCCCAUCUUCCAUACAGACUGGAAGAUCCUCGUCCAGAUCACGUGACUGUUUGUGGGGACGUUCAGAUUCAGAGGCUGUUGUUAGUUUGA
Molecule: messenger RNA, 345 nt
Organism: Parasteatoda tepidariorum (common house spider)
Lineage: Eukaryota; Metazoa; Arthropoda; Arachnida; Araneae; Theridiidae
Source: RefSeq, a predicted model, not a curated record